AUGGCAGCUACCAAAGUUCAUCUUCUGAUGGCGCUAAACGGCAUUCUAUGCUCUAUCGGAACUGUCGUCAAUUUUCUAGUGAUCGUCGUCGUUUUGAAAAAUCGCCAAAUGCGUAACGAACUCAACUUACUCAUGGCAAGUUUAUCCAUUGCGGAUUUGAUCGUAUGCCUGAUAGCUCAACCAAUGUACAUUGUCAUUUUGGGAAAAGAGACCACUGCUGGGUUUAAAUAUGCCUUUGAAUUAACGGCUUUUAUCGGUGUUCAUGCUUCCUUCAAUAGCCUCACCGGAAUCACAGUAAACAGAAUGGCUGUGUUACUUAAUCCAUUCUCCUACACAAUGUCUCAUCAUCGGACAAGGUUGUAUGUAAGCAUCCUCGGUGGUAUUUGGGGUUCUUCCAUAAUCCUUGCUUACUUUUUCACCACCGACAGUGGAAGAAAAGUAACCCCACACGUCCAUACUUUCAUGUUUGCAUUAUUUAUUUUCACCUACACCUAUAUCUUCUGGGUGGCUCGCAAGCAGGUGCGCAAAAUUUCGUCUCAAGUGCAAUCCGUCUCCUUCAACCACAAGGCCGCCAAGAUCAAAAGCGAAAACAGUGCGGCAAAAACGUCGGCAAUCCUCGUGAGUGCCUCGUUGAUAUGCUUUUUCCCUGAUAUCGUGUUUGAUUGGAUGGGAAUUGUUGACAAGAUGAGGUUUGACUGGGCUUUCACCCUCCUGUUCUUAAGUUCAUCGGUAAACCCUUGUAUUUACGUCAUGAGAAACGAGAGCUUUCGCUUUGCAUUACUGCGAACAACACGUUGCAUUCCCGUUUUAAGGGAUCACAUUAUUUCAUCCAAUCGGGUAAAUCCAAUUGGUUUGGACAGUACUCAUAGAUCUAGAGGAGGAGCGUCGAGGAAAGAAAAGGGAAGCACUGUAAAAGGACAAACCGAUUGUGAUCUUGAAGAAAUCGAUUAG
This is a messenger RNA of Pocillopora meandrina, 951 nucleotides long. Lineage: Eukaryota; Metazoa; Cnidaria; Anthozoa; Scleractinia; Pocilloporidae. The record is from the annotation of a GenBank genome assembly.